Molecule: messenger RNA, 2495 nt
Organism: Poecilia latipinna (sailfin molly)
Lineage: Eukaryota; Metazoa; Chordata; Actinopteri; Cyprinodontiformes; Poeciliidae
Product: GTPase IMAP family member 7-like
Exons: 3
Coding region: 399-1379 (326 amino acids)
Molecular function (GO): GTP binding
Source: RefSeq, a predicted model, not a curated record
UAAGCAAUUGGAAAUAUUACUUAGAAAAUGGUUUGGUAUUCUGCUGGUACUUUACUUCCAAAUACAUUAUUUCAAAUUCCUCCUUUUAAAGUUUUGUGAAAGAUGCAACAGCCCUAAGUCUGUUUCUACCGUGUAGGACUGAUAUAUAUUUGGGGAUCAAACUACAAAUAAUAGUGGAGAUUUCCAGAGGGCGAGAAUUUGGUAGGUGGAGGGGUUAAUUAUUUUUAUCUUAAUGUGAGCGGCCAAAGGUUAAGCCCAGUUGUCAGAGACGUUAGUGACGUGGAAUGUUAAGUUUCACUUUUGCUUUCAUGUUAAAGCGUGAAACAAGUGUUCAUGUCUCUUUGCUUUAGUUUGGGACAUCUCAGAGAUCUGAAGCCUGUUGUGAAACUGGUGAUCCUAUGAUGUUUUCCCAGAAAGCUUGGAGCCGAGUUUGGAGCCACCUUUUGGUGUUUGCAUUAUGUGAACUCAUGACUCACUGCCAAUCUCACAGCACAGGCUUUUCAAAGCAGCGGACUCUCUUUUUGGUUGGAAAAACUGGCUCUGGAAAGAGUGCAUCAGGAAACACCAUCUUGGGCCACUCAGCAUUUAGAGAAGACGCCUCGGCUGAGUCGGUGACAAAAACCUGUGAGAGACGAGAGCGACUGGAAGGAGACAGGAACAUGGUGGUGAUCGACUCCCCGGGAAUAUUUGACACAGAUAAAACACAAGCACAACUCAAAGAAGACAUUGAGAAGUGUGUUAAGCUGUCAGUUCCUGGGCCUCAUGCUUUUCUGUUAGUGAUAAACUUAAAGUCGAGAUUCACAAAAGAGGAAAAAGACACUGUGAAGUGGAUCCAGGAUAACUUUGGCUCUGCUGCUGCUUCUUACACCAUAGUCCUGUUCACUCAUGCUGACUUGCUGAGAGGUAAAUCUGUUGAGGACUAUGUGGCAGAAAGCAAAGAACUACAAACUCUAAUAGACAGGUGUGGAGGAAGAUACCACUCAUUAAUCAAUGGGCAGAGUUCAGACAGACAACAGGUCACAGAACUUCUGGAUAAAAUAGAAGAAAUGAUUCAAAGAAAUGGGGGAGACCAUUACACCAAUAGUAUGUACAAAAAAGCCCAGAGGGAACUGGAGGAGGAGGAGUUAAGGGCGUGGUGGGAGGAAUAUGAAAGAACAAAAAAGACAGAGGGGAGAAAGUGUAAAUCUAAGUGUGAAGAAGAUAAACAGGAGGCAAGAAAGCAGAAGGAGAGAAAGGAAAAACUUCAUUUAUGGUGUAGAGUUUUAAAAAUGGCUUCCAAAGGAAUGAAGUCUGCUAAGAAUAACUACUUGACAUCAAUGGGAAAAGUUCUUGGUUUUGUCGUUGAAGACUGUGAACUUUUCGAGUAUGUGUUUCCUUAAAUCAGUGAGAAAUGUGACAAAAUGAACCAACAAAUCACAACCAUGAAUGGAUGAAUACUACGGUGACAAUGUCUAAAUAUCGUCUAGAGAAAACAAAGACCCAUAAUCCAAUCUUGCUGUAUAUUGUCAAUGUCUGAAUAAUUUAGGUUUUCUAUUUUGGUCCUCUGAUUCUUUAUGUUUUGAUUUGAUUUGAUUUUAUUUCAUUUUGGCCGUUGAACACUGUUUUCAUCAGCAUAACAGAGCUCUGCUCUUAGUUAUUAUCCUGAUGCAACACACGCACAGUUUAUGCUUUCUGCAGACACUUAUUUACACUUAAUAUGUCCAACAGCUUAUUGACAUGUCUGGCAAAUUUCUGAUUGACGUAAUGAAAACUGUGUUAAUUUAUUGAUGAUUUAUUUAUUUAUGUUGCUUUUUCAUUUGACAAGUCUAAUUGCAACUUUUUGCUAUUGCCUCCAUGAGUAAGUCAGUGUCAAUGUCAAACUUAUUUAUAAAACACAUUUCCAACAGCUCAUGCUUCCCAAGGUGCCUCAAGGUGCAAUUAAGGAUAAGUAAAAUACAUGACUAUGGUACAAUCACAUAUCAAGUGAUAAAGAUGUACAUUGCAUGUGUGAAAUUGAGAAUUAUGUCUAAAUACGAGGACUAAAACCUGAACAAUAGGACCGUUUCUGUUUAAUAAUUUGAAAACCUCAAAAUUAAAACUAAAACUAUGAAUGUGACAAUUAAGAUGUAAAUAUGUCACUUUUAACUAUUGUAAUUAAGCACAAAUAGUAAAUAUUGUGUAACUACUCUACAUAUUUACUUCACUUUAUCAUUUAAAGAUCAUUGGAGGAAAAAAAACACGUUAGAAGCCAUCAAGUGGUUUUAAUUUAACUUUCUGCUCAAAAUAAUUUGCUUGCAAUGAGAAUGUUAGUUAAAAAUGUCAAGAUUAAAGUUGUAAAAUUGUAAAAUUGAUUGUAUUUUUUGUUUUGUUUGAGUGUGUUGUUUCUUUUACAUUUGAUGUAAAGAAAGUUGCACAGGAUGGUUGCUUUGUUUUGAAAAGUUUGAAAUGAUUUGUAUAAUUUUGCUGGAUUUUGUGUAAUGCAAAACUCUGUAUAAAUAAAUACUUAAUGAAACAUG